This is a messenger RNA of Prosopis cineraria, 1311 nucleotides long. Its product is annotated as RING-H2 finger protein ATL11-like. Lineage: Eukaryota; Viridiplantae; Streptophyta; Magnoliopsida; Fabales; Fabaceae. The transcript has a single exon. The record is from RefSeq and is a predicted model, not a curated record. Bases 128 to 1129 code for a protein of 333 amino acids.
CUGUAUAGAUCAGCCGCACUCCCAGUUGGAGGCUUUCAUAUAUUCCUCCACUUUCAGCGCGCGCAUGACAGAUUAGUUUAUUAAGAGUGGCGUGGAAUGGGCGGAUAAAUCUUCAGCAGCAAUUUAAAUGAUGAUUAACAAGGAGGAACGCGGAGGCGCAGGUAUCCCCAGACUCUUGAAACUCGGCCAUGAGCGUACCUGGGUCACCAUGCCUCAUGUUCUGGCAAAGGCAUCGCCGCCGCCUGCGGCACCCGCUGAGCUCAUGGAGCCACCGACGGUGACCUAUGACAACAGGACCAUGGCCAUCAUCAUGGGUGUCGUGGUGGUGGUAUUCUUCGUAUCUGGCUUCGUUUCCCUGUACAGUCGUCAAUGCGGGCACCGACGCACCCGAUUCCGAGGGCACAUCGACCUCGCUUUUCCAACGGGGCCGCCGCAAUCCACUUCCCGGGCGCAGGGUCGAGGCGUAGGGCCGGAGAUCAUCGAGAGCUUCCCGACUUUCCUGUACUCGGCGGUGAAGGGAAGAGGGGCACUGGCAUGCGCGGUGUGCUUAAACGAGUACCAGGACGAUGAAACGCUGCGUUUAAUCCCGAAAUGCAGCCACGUCUUCCAUCCGGAGUGCAUCGACGGCUGGCUGGCGUCUCACCACACGUGCCCAGUGUGCCGGGCGAACCUGUUGGUUCCAGCACAGGGCCAGAGCGAGGCCACGCCUUUGGUAGGCGUAGGGAUUCCAGAAUCGGAAGAAGAAGAAGAGAACUGUGAAAGUGAUCAAUGGAGGAGGGAGAAUAUAAGAGUGAAUCGGAGCGGAACGAUGAGGGAGAGGGGGGGACCAAGUCGGUCGAGGUCGACGGGAGUGGUAAUGGGGAUAUUGUUCGGGAGGUCACGUUCGACGGGGAGGGAGAGAGUGAUGGGGGAGAACUGGGAGAGAUACACGCUGAGGCUGGAGGAAGUGAAGACGGCGACAAGGUUGAAACGGACAAAGAGUUGCGUAACGUUCACGAGAAUGAGCAGCGGCAGGAAGGGGUAUCGAACCAGAAGCGUUGGCAGCACCAGCAACUACUGCGACCGCUCCAUCACAUCCCGUGCAUUAUUCCCCGUCAACCCAUCCACUGCUUCAUCGUCCCUAUCAUGAUGUGCUUUGUACAAGGUAUCAACCAGCACUUGGCUGCUUUACCUCAAUUCUUUCUUGUUUCCGUCAACGCCCAAAGUCCCCCAUCCCUUGAUUCCUCAUCUAUGCUCUCUCUAUUUUCUUCUUUCCUCGACUGUUUUCUUCGUUAAAAUAAUAACAAAGCACGUGAUAUAUUGAGUGUCCAA